AUGGGCCACUGCUCUGGCCCAAAGGUCUGGACCACUGCUCUGGGCCUCACCUGUGGGCCUCAGCUCUGGGCCUCAGCUCUGGGCCUCAGCUCUGGGCCUCAACUCUGGGCCUCAGCUCUGGGCCUCAGCUCCGGGCCUCAGCUCUGGGCCUCAGCUCCGGGCCUCAGCUCCGGGCCACAGCUCGGGGCCACAGGUCUGGGCCACAGCUCCGGGCCACAGGUCUGGGCCUCAGCUCUGGGCCUCAGCUCUGGGCCUCACCUGUGGGCCUCAGCUCUGGGCCUCACCUCUGGGCCUCAGCUCCGGGCCACAGCUCCGGGCCACAGCUCCGGGCCACAGCUCCGGGCCACAGGUCUGGGCCUCAGCUCUGGGCCUCAGCUCUGGGCCUCAGCUCUGGGCCUCAGCUCUGGGCCUCAGCUCUGGGCCUCAGCUCUGGGCCACAGCUCUGGGCCACAGGUCUGGACCACAGGUCUGGGCCACAGCUCUGGGCCUCAGGUCCGGGCCACAGGUCCGGGCCACAGGUCCGGACCACAGGUCUGGACCACAAGUCUGGACCACAGGUCUGAACCUUAG
Molecule: messenger RNA, 570 nt
Organism: Knipowitschia caucasica
Lineage: Eukaryota; Metazoa; Chordata; Actinopteri; Gobiiformes; Gobiidae
Source: the annotation of a GenBank genome assembly